AUGACCUCGGAGGAGCCCAGAGACAUGGAACCCGGACCGAGUAACCUGGAUAGCAGGGCCCAGGUUAUUGAACAGCAGCCCAGCAGGCCUAGAGAUGGGCAGGAGGAUCAUAACACCAACGGGGCUGCAAGUGCCAUCAACGCAAACGCUGCCCAGGGAAGGCCAAACAGACCACCAUCUCCAGCCCAAAAUAACAUCGUGGGCUGCAGAAUUUCCCAUCAUUGGAGGGAAAAUGGUGGGAUGAUCACAUUUUGGAGAGGAACAGUCCUCGAACAAGUUGCUAUCAACCCCUUUCUUUAUCUGGUGAAAUAUGAUGGGGUUGACUGUGUAUAUGGAUUAGAACUCACCAGAGAUGACAGAAUUUUGGCCCUUCAGGUUUAUCCUGAGAAGGUAGAUUCAGCCCAAGUUCCCGAUCCCAUCCUCGCUAAUACUAUCAUCGGCAGGGCUGUGGAACACAUUUUCGAGGGGGAACUCGGGCUUCGGAAACAAUGGAAGGGUAUGGUCCUUUCCCAAGCCCCAGUCUUCAAGAGCUGGUUUUAUAUUACCUAUGAAAAAGACCCAAUAUUAUACAUGUACGAGCUAUUGGAUGAUUUUAGAGAGGGAGACCUACGUAUCAUCCCAGAUAUGGAUGAGAUUGUUCCACCAGAUGUAGACAUGGAAGUGAGGGAUGACCUUAUUGGGAAAAGUGUAGAAUACGCCAACCAGGAUGGCUCUAAAAGAGUUGGCGUUGUGAUCCAUCAGGUAGAAGCCAGGCCAUCUGUAUAUUUCAUAAAAUUUGAGGAUGAUUUCCACAUCUAUGUCUAUGACCUCGUGAAAAAGAUGUGAAUUGUUUGCCAAAGUUAUGUGAC
Cricetulus griseus (Chinese hamster) is the source of this 848-nucleotide messenger RNA. The record is from RefSeq and is a predicted model, not a curated record. NCBI's taxonomy places the organism in Eukaryota, Metazoa, Chordata, Mammalia, Rodentia, Cricetidae.